AUGGCCCCGCGCAUCAUCGACGCCAUCAAGGAAGACCACCGCGAGAUCGAGGACUACUACAACAAGAUCCUCGCCGCAACAACCGACAAGGAGAAGACCCAGUGGCAGAACCAGUUCACCUGGGAACUCGCCCGCCACUCCAUCGGCGAGGAGCUGGUCGUCUACCCGGUCUUCGAGAAGAACCUGCCCGACGGCAAAGCCAUGGCCGACAAGGACCGCCACGAGCAUAACACGGUGAAGGAAAAACUCAAAAAAUUCCAAAACAUGAAACCCGCCGACCCCGCCUUCGAAUCAACCCUCAAGUCCCUCAUGGCCGAUCUAUCCCAGCACAUCAAGGAAGAAGAGAGCCAGGAUCUCCCGAAACUCGAGGACGCCAUUUCCGCCGCCGAGUCCGAGAAGCUGUCCAAGAGCUUCGGGCGCACGAAGAUGUUUGUCCCGAGUCGCAGCCACCCGUCUGCACCGGACAAGCCGCCCUUCGAGACGGUCGCGGGGCUGAUGGCGGCGCCGCUGGACCAUCUUUCGGAUUUGUUUAGGUCGUGGCCGGGGACGAGUGGGAUGCCGAAUCCUAGUACGAAGUAA
Messenger RNA from Aspergillus mulundensis, 579 nucleotides. RefSeq names its product hemerythrin domain-containing protein. Lineage: Eukaryota; Fungi; Ascomycota; Eurotiomycetes; Eurotiales; Aspergillaceae. The transcript is spliced from 2 exons. The coding region runs from base 1 to 579 and encodes 192 amino acids. The record is from RefSeq and is a predicted model, not a curated record.